Messenger RNA from Schistocerca nitens (vagrant locust), 7759 nucleotides. RefSeq names its product palmitoyltransferase app-like. The record is from RefSeq and is a predicted model, not a curated record. Gene Ontology annotation, molecular function: protein-cysteine S-palmitoyltransferase activity. Gene Ontology annotation, biological process: peptidyl-L-cysteine S-palmitoylation; protein targeting to membrane. The transcript has 9 exons. NCBI's taxonomy places the organism in Eukaryota, Metazoa, Arthropoda, Insecta, Orthoptera, Acrididae. Gene Ontology annotation, cellular component: Golgi apparatus; endoplasmic reticulum. The coding region runs from base 264 to 1811 and encodes 515 amino acids.
UUUGCUAGCGCUGUGAUGUGUGUGAUGUUGAUUGUGUUAAAAGGGAGUGUAGCAGAAAUAGCUGUCAAUUAUGUUUUUUGCUGCAAGUUCGAGGCAUGUUUAAAGUGAAAAUGGGCUAUGGUUGUCGUGAUGGAGUAAAAAUGAAAUACGAUCUAACAUGAGAUUCCAUAAGCAACAGAAGAGCUAUAAUGGCAUUUAAAUAGUGCCAAGCUGAUUAUUUCUUGUCAUGUGCCCCUGGAGAACCGUAGCUUAGUUCAAAACUAAUGGUCAAGGACCAUAACCACAUCUAUCAACCUGUCCUCACAGAGUCACCAACUGGACCAUCUUGUCAGUCCACUGACGAGGUUAAAAAAAUGCCUCAUGUUACACGGAAAUGGGAAUCAUUUCCAGGGAAAAAUCGGUUCUGCUGCGAUGGACGAAUAAUGAUGGCACCACAGACUGGCGUCUUUUACAUUACUCUCAUCCUUAUAGUGGGAACUAGCGCACUGUUUUUUGCAUUCGACUGCCCGUACCUAGCAACGAAUUUGACGCCAGUAAUACCCAUCAUCGGAGGAAUCCUAUUUAUUUUUGUCAUGUCAGCGUUACUCCGCACGAGCUUCAGUGAUCCUGGUGUAAUACCAAGGGCCACACCCGACGAAGCAGCCUACACAGAAAAGCAAAUAGAAGUUCCCAACAGUGCAAACUCUCCCACAUAUCGACCACCUCCAAGGACAAAGGAAGUUCUCGUACGAGGACAGACGGUGAAGUUGAAAUAUUGUUUCACGUGCAAAAUAUUUCGGCCACCAAGAGCUUCGCAUUGCAGCUUGUGUGAUAAUUGUGUUGAUCGUUUUGACCACCACUGCCCUUGGGUUGGAAACUGUGUCGGCAAAAGAAACUAUCGUUACUUCUAUAUGUUCAUCGUAUCACUGGCUUUUCUCUGCGUUUUUAUAUUUGCUUGUGCUAUUACACAUUUAAUAUUACUUACAAAGGAUGACCGUCCAUUCCUUGAUGCUGUUAAGGACUCUCCAGCCAGUGUUAUUGUAAGCCUCGUCUGCUUCUUCAGUGUGUGGAGCGUUAUUGGCUUAGCAGGCUUUCACACUUAUCUUGCCACGUCAAACCAGACUACAAAUGAAGACAUCAAAGGCUCUUUCACAAGCAAACGAGGACAGGAAAACUUCAACCCCUACAGCCAAGGAAACGUGUGUUCAAACUGCCUAUACGUUCUCUGUGGCCCAGUGCCACCUAGCUUAAUUGAUCGACGAGGAAUUGUGACUCCAGAGUAUGCAGCAGAACAGAUGAAGGUCAUUGAAGACAGAGAUACUGUUGUAAACAGCAACAAAACUUAUGGCAGUGUGAAAGCCAUUCAGACAUCAAAUGGUGCUAGCCAGACAGGAAGUGUCGCAAAUGACGCAUUGGGUUCUACACAAAAUCUAGUGACUUCACCUUCUGGAGCCAGUGCCAUCAGAGGGAGUGGUGGUACAACCACGACUCUGGCAACGUCAUUGCACGGUAGUAAUGCGAGUAGCACAAAUGGCAGUCCCACUGGGGUCACCGCAGCAGCCAUUAGUUCAAAUGUGUCUCCAGCUCAAGAUGCGGUUGCUCCCAUUCACCCCACACUCAUUACCCAAGUACCAUGCGAAGAAGCUGCAGGUACUGUUACGGACUUCACACUCUGUGAUGCUUCUGUUGCAAUGCCCUUAAGUGCAUCAAGAUUACGGUUGCUGCAAGACACCACCAUGAUAGAAUCUGCCUUGGAUUUGGACUCUCUGGAGGAAGCUUCUGUGGGGGCUGGCAGCCAGGCCGGCUUGCUCCAUGUCGGCAGUGUUGUUUGACAGGAGUCUCUGUCUGCUAAAAGAUGUACAUUUUGCAUUUUCUAGGCUAGUAACAGUGCUUUGGUGUGUGUGUGUGUGUGUGUGUGUGUGUGUGUGUGUGUGUGUGUGUGUGUGUGUGUAGCAAAUUUUCCUGGCACUGAGAUACAAAACUGUCUUCAAUCUGCAGUACUGCAACCUACAGAACAUCACUUUUGUGUAAUUGUGGCAAACAAGGCUACACUGGAAGACAAAUCUUUUUUGUGUGUAUGUUUUAGAAAUAAUUUGUACAUUUUAAAACAAAAUGGGUGAAGUACUUCAGUUAUUAUUAGUAGCUCAUAGCAUAAUUUUUGUAUCGUGCCAAACGUUAUUGGUCGUUAUCACAUUUUUAAGGAAUUUAAGCUCUGUUUUGUGAUCUUUGCAAGUCCGAAAUCAUUCUCUUUGCAUGAACAGUUUUAAUGUGUUGUGUGUUGACUGCUAAAGAGGUGCUUUUCUCCCAAUGUGUGUGCCUCAAUUUUGCGAUAAUAAAAUGAGUACUAAUUUUUUGGUUACGCAUUUGAAAGUGUUAAUUAGAAAACUUUAGCAAGAUUGCUAUGUUCAGUCAGUGUGGACCAAAAUUCUCUCAGUUACUGUGAAUGCAGGAUAUUUAAGAUCCUUAUUCACAGUGGAGCAAACAUUCCAAAAUUUAAAUGGCUGCAUUACAAUGCAAUUUAUUCGUAAUAAAAUAUAUUGAAUGGUGUGGCAGUUGCACGAUUCAAAAGAAAUUUCUUGCUUUUGUAUAAACAAGCUGGAAAGUCAGCAUUGCUAUAAAAGUUGCAUUUUCUGAUUCACUGUAAACAGAUUUAUGCCUUUAACAAUUUUGAGUUCUUAAUUGAAGAAGCUAAUGCACAUUUAGAAAUAUGUAACCUUUUUAAUUUGUCAACUGUUGUCUCAAAACUACUAUCUCUUAGUCUCAUCACAUUCUUCUGCCACAACCACACCUCUCUAACUGUGUAAUAGCUGCUUGUGUCUUUAAUUUUCAUUUUAAAAGUGUGUUGUGUUUUUAUCAAUCAGAACAUAAGAUGACGACUUAAUUUUCACCACUUUGUAAUCAAGAGUAUUCUAUGACUUUUAGAAUCACUUUUAAUAACUUAAACACAGUUUCCUAUUAUCGUCUCUGUUUAUGAAGUCAAUUAUCGAAACAUAUUUUAGCAGCAUGUACCAUCCUUAAGUUCCUUAUAUUGAUGCCUUACAUUUCUGCAUUAAUAUACAAUUACUGUAAGGCAGUAAUAGAAUACUUUAGAUUGGCAACAUGUUAUUGGAACAUGCUAUUCUAACUUAAUUAGUAAGUCACGAAUGAGAAAGCAGUUCAUGUUUAAUUUAGUGUGAUGUCUCCAAUAUAUAGUGUAUUCAAACAUUUGUAGCUUCAUUUCUCAUUAUUUUGGAUCUACUUAAUUUUAUUUUACUAAUUAUCUAAUUUUGUAAACCACAGGUAUUACGCUUUCUGGGUCAAGUAUUGCUUCAUUUCAUAUUCAGGUAGUUGUUUGAAAAUGCCUCUUUAAAUUUAAGUGAUGGCAGUGAAAAAAUUCGUUUUGUGAUGAUAGUCACUAAGUGUAUUUGGUUAUGACUUGCACUUUUGAAUUCAUCAGAUGUUUUCAAAUGCUAAUAGAACAGGUUAAUACAUACUAACUAGAUGUUACAUAUCUUUUCAUUCUGUAUAUGCUGUAUGUAGGGAGGGGAGACUAUUUGAACAGUUAGGUAAUACAUAGAGGCAGAAGGGAUGAGGGAUGGGGAUAUGCAUAUGUACAUGAAUUUAUAGACAGGCAAGAGGUAAUAAGAAAGAAGGCCACAGCCGUAUUGACACAAAAACUCUAUAUGGACAAGAUAAAUUGUGGUUGUCCUACACAGUUUUAUAAAUUAUUUUAUUACUUUUGUGUAGAGGUUUAUUGUUACCAUUAUUGAAGUAGUAACAAUUAAAAUCUUCGUGGUAUAGUAUGUGUUACCUGACAUUCUAAACUUUCUUUGUGUCAGUCCAGUAUGUUUUUCCACCAGUAUUCAUACAUGGAAAAGUGAUACACGUACAAGCAAAUAUGACAGUGUGGUAAAAUUAAAGCUCAUCAUGUUGCUAACCUUUGGCUCACACAGUAGCUUGUAUGUUCACCCCUUUACUGAUGCAGAGGUCCUUUUCUUGCCACUCCAGGUGUGAGGUUACCAGAUCAGUCAUUCCAUAAGCAAGGAACAGGAUAUUUGUGGAUUGAUUUGAUUGUUUGUUUUCCCCUUUCUGUCUUGCUUUUUUUUAAAAAAAAAAGUUUAUUAACAGCAAAUAUUAAGUUUUGUUAUCUCCUUUAUUUAUAUAACAGGUUGUAAAUUUGCAUCUGCGAGUGCCCCCCAAUCCCUAACAUUUGGCUUCCUGCUACAAAUGCUUCAAACAAGGUGUGAAGCCUAAUUCAGAUGGACAUAUUCCUUAUCAAGAAAAAAUUGCAUGGGGCUGCAGAAAUAUUACAAUAUUUUAAAUAUAAAAUUUAGAGUCAAAUGUAAUAAAAAGUUGCAGCAGCUGCUGUUUAAGAAGAGUGUAAGUCUUAACAGAUUAAAAACAAAAGAAAAGAAAAAAAUAACUUCCUAAGAAUGAUUUGUAUGCAGACUAGGCUAUCACAUUUAUAUUAUUUCUUGGAAGAGAUUUGUUUACAGAAUUUUGGAAGAAGUAAUAUGCAUUUUGCUUCUUCUCAUUCAUUUAUAAUUUUUUAAGCUUAAAAAUCACAGGCACUCCAGCAGUGUGUUAAAUCUUAAAUCUUGUGUGUUAUUCCAUGACUCAAUACCAGUAAUACCUGCAACUAAAAUUAGUGUCUUCCAUGGGGGUCAUGUUUCUUAGCACACGCACUCUUGCUUGUGACACAUUGAAACUUUGUAUACCUUUUCUGCGUAAUUGAAUUUCAUAUAAAAAAGAUUUUCUUCUGUUUAUUUCUCAGUGAAAGGAAAGUGGUUCAUCUUUUGGAUAAAAUACGAACUUAAAAAUACGAAUUGGACAGGUCAUUUAGCCCACUGAACUUUCUAAACAGUUACUCUUGUAAUCCCCAAAUAAACAAAAAAAAUUCAUACAAAUUUUUAGAUUUGUAUAGAGUAAUUUGGUGAAAGUAUGCGUAUUCCAACUUGCUGCCUGGUUAUUUAUAAGAGAAGCUGAUGAAUUCAAAAGUUUAGUGAUCAUUGUAUAUUUUGUUACUGGCGUAUUGAUAUCUUUAGUUUGUAGAUAGCUUCUUCUCACAUAACUAAUUACUUGUCUUUACUUUCUCAUCUUCUGUACCUUUUGUGAUGAAAAAGUCAGACUGAAGAAACAGGUUACUAUUCACCAAGUCCCAAUAUCCAUCUUGUAUAGCAUAGGUACAGUUCUUUAAGUUUUUCAUUCAGUCUUUUUCUCUAAGAUUGCUAACAUAUCAGUGUUGAAACAUUCUAUUAUCAGUACCCUGUACUUUAAUGGUAUGAGCAGUGCUGACCGAUAGCUUUUUGACAAUGAUAAAAGUACAAAUAGAACUUCAAAAUUACGAUGAUGGAAAGGUACCUUAUUUGAAAGUUGGUAUAUUUAGUGUAUCUGUGUCAUGUGUUGCAUCAUUCAGUAUUGCCACUGACUUCAGUACUUUCUUACUUGAGUUACAAUACAGCGUGUUUUGCGUGUAUAUGUAUUAUGAAGGUUGUGAGAAAUGUGCUGAUAAAAGAUAUCCCCAAGCAUUUCACAAUUCACACAAAUUUUUGUAACAGCACUAUUAUAGCCUCAGUAUAAUAUGUAUAUAAUUACAUAUAUGUAAUUCUUAUUGUUUGAAAGCAAAGAUUUUCAGAUCCUUUCUCACUGCUGAAACUCCAUAGAAAACAGAAUAUUUUUCUAAAGACUGUGUACAUUUUUUGAAAUCUUUUUAUUUUAAAUAGUUUGUUGAGUGAACUAUUUACUCAAUUGCCUUUUGUAAAUAGAAAAUGUCAAAAAUAAGUUCAUUCCUUGUGAACUAAUCUACAAAUUGUUUAUAACAAAAUUCCUUAUGUCCAAAUGUUCAAACUGUACAACAUGUAACAUUUAAUGAAGAUCGUGUUUGUAUAAGUACCAUUAAUUUAUUUUUGUAAAUUUGCUGUGGAAACCUGGUUGGUUGAUGGCUGAUCAGUUAGUGUUACCUGAUGAUUGAUUGUGUGUGAGUACAGAUGUAAGACAGUGCCUUUAAGCCAUGGAGGUCACAAUCAUUAGAUGGUUAAAGAUCUCAUGCUUUUGUUGAAGUUUUGCCUUUGGUCUUUUUCUAAAACUCUCGCAUCGUGACUAAUAUGAAAUAUUAACUGUCUUGUGUAAAUCUGGACAGUGUAGUGUAAAUGUUAAAAUGCCAAAAAUCUUCAUUAAUUUAUUUCUACUUGUAUAAUUACCAGAUAGAUGAUAGAAGAUAAUGUGUGUGAUCAUAUUUGGUUAUUCCCAUGUUAGGCAAGCUAAAAGGUAGCAUAACAUCCAAACUGCUUUCUUGGAUGGCAGUAGCUUUCAUUUUAUACUUGUUCCUGUUUUGUGUGCCACACUGAUCAUAAAUAUAUCCGUAUUUAAUUGUGUUAUGGAUGGCACAGGUGAGAAAAGAAUUUAUAAAUGCUUGAAUAUUUUUAAAAAACAUAGGUGGUAUGUUUCAAUGUGAAUAUCAUAGUCAUGGCAAUAAUUUCCCAAUUGUAUUUAGGCGUGUUAGCUUUUGUAGCUAAAUUCAAUGAUUUGACUUCCGCGUUGUACACAAUUUAUAUUGAGACAGACACUCCUUUUGAUCUAUAAAAUGUUAGUUAUCCUAUGUUGCAGCCACAGCUUUCUUCCCUGUUGCAGUUUCACUGACAAGUGCACAUAACUUCAAAUAUAUGAAAAAUAUUGUGAUCUCUGAAACUGCUCAUGAGAAUUGCAGAGAUUCAUUGUUCGUUAAUAGCGAUUUAAGUGUAACCACUUAUUUAUUGCAAGAAAAACAUUUAGAUUUUGGAGUGAAGCAACAUCAUUUACAAUUAGUGUUCAGUUUCAUUAAAAAAUUAUAUCUUAAUUUCAAACGCUGAAGUUUGCCAUAAAAGCUGUAGACACCAGACAGGAAUGGUUGUUGUUAUUUUUGUUGUCAGCUCCUGUUGAUCACUCAGCUCUCUGUCAAACUGUACAUCUUAAUCUGUAGUGCAAUUAUUUUAUGAUUUUUAAGAAGACCAUGGAUAUUUUUUAUUAUUUAUGUAGCAUUUUUAUUUAGCUUUAUGGAGACAGCAGAAUUAAUCGCAUUCCCAGGAAGUUUAACACACGGUGGGAAUAAAUAGUUUGCACUAAGUCUCCAGGACCAUCACUCAUACUGUAAAGGAACAUUUUAGUUCUCAAGAUAAUUUAUUUUAAUUGUUAAUGCCAAAGCAGAUUUUGGCAUCCUCUAAUGUGAUACUCAUUAGAUUUAUUUUGUCUAAUAACAACCUAUUUUCUGUGGGUAGUAAAAUGACAACCAUUGCAGUGUGACAAGCUAUGGAUUUCUUCAUAAUGUCUGUUAGUUGCAAUUUAUGUUGUACACUGUCCAGUUUAUAUGUAAUAUUUCAGCAAAUUUGUAUACAUUUGUGGAUGUACAUAUGUAUAUAUAUACAUAUAUUAUGAAGUGAUGUAUGUAAAUGUAAAUAGACUAUAUUAUAAAGCAGAUUGAAAUUUGUGUGUGAACCUAUUGGCAUUUUCCUUCUUCACCCAUUGCAUAUAAAAUUAUUGAAUGCAGUAUUUAAUGGUAUAUUUCUACCAAUAGCAGCCAUCAUUCGAAUGUUAAGAGACUAUCAUUGCUGCAGACAUAAAUAAUUGUUGUUAGUUUCUGGCAGUUCCAUCACAUUGUUACUAAUAAACUCAUUUCGCUUUGAUCCUGUGUCAUUCACAUUCUUCAUUAUACAGUCAUUACCUCCUCCUGUAGCACUUCAUGUUGUGUUAUCCGACAGGAGAUAAAACUGCACUGGAGAUUUUGUCAUAUGAAUCUGUUAAUGGAGAAUUGCAAAUUGGAAUAAAU